Lampris incognitus (smalleye Pacific opah) is the source of this 1848-nucleotide messenger RNA. Its product is annotated as kelch repeat and BTB domain-containing protein 12-like. The record is from RefSeq and is a predicted model, not a curated record. Gene Ontology annotation, molecular function: protein binding. Lineage: Eukaryota; Metazoa; Chordata; Actinopteri; Lampriformes; Lampridae. The transcript has 9 exons. Bases 1 to 1848 code for a protein of 615 amino acids.
AUGGAUGCUCCGUUGCUGGACUCGGCUCAGUCUGAACAUGGCUUGGUCCUCCUCAGACAGCUGGAGAGGAUGAGGCUGACCCAGGAGCUGACUGACGUGGUUCUGCUGGCGGAAGGAGUUCCCUUUCCCUGCCACAGGGUGGUGCUGUCUGCAUUCAGCCCCUAUUUCCAGGCCAUGUUCACAUGCGGUCUGAAGGAGACACGGGCAGGAGAGGUGAACCUCAGAGACACCCCAGCCAAGAGUCUGGAGCUCCUGCUGGGCUUCAUGUACCGCAGCGAGCUGCCCCUCGACAACCACAGCAUCCAGGGCGUCGCUGCAGCCGCCUUCCUGCUCCACGUGGAUGGAGCCUUCAGGUUGUGUCAAAGUCAUAUGGAGGCCAGUAUGGACCCCUCCAACUGUGUCGGGCUGUACCACUGGGCCAGAGACCUGGGGGCCGCAAACCUGGCAGAAUGUGCCCUGAGAUACCUCUGUCAACAUUUUGCUCAGGUGUGUCAAGAAGAGGAGGUGCUGGAGCUGGACGCUCAGAGUCUGGGGGCUCUGCUGGGCUCAGACGACCUCAACGUCUCGCAGGAGGAGAGCGUGCUGGAGCUAGUGCUGCGCUGGGUGGAGAGACGCAGGGGGGACUCCCAGAGCGAGGCCCAGGCCGUGGAGCUCCUCAGGAGGGUACGGCUGGAGCUGGUGGACCCUGGAUUCCUCCGCAGGGCCAGGCGGAGGAACCCGGUGUUGUUGCGGGAUGCCGAGUGCUUCGGGAUGAUCGACGCCGCCCUGCAGACGGCAGGCCUCUCGGAGACGGCCAGUCCGCUGCGGCCGGCCCUGCGUUACGGCAUGGAGACCACCGACCUGCUGCUGUGUCUGGGUGGGGUGGACGAGGCGGGGGUGCCUGCCCGCCGCGGAGGACACGCCGAUCUCAGCUUCUGCUUUGCACCCCAGGGCAGACGGAGCUUCUACAUCCCCUCCCCGCUGAGGGUUGCCGGGGCCAGGGGCCAGAUCACUGCAGGGGGGGUGACGCAGGACAACAGCAUCGUCGUGGCCAUAGAGACAGAGGACCAGCACAGGACGAAGAGGAUUGAUAUAUACAGGUACGACCGGGCAGAAGAAAACCACUGGGCAGCCGUGUGCUCAGCGGCGUACAGGGACAUGUACGCUCUGGGUGUGCUGGGCGACGCCCUCUUCAUGAUCGGCGGUCAGAUGAAAGUGAGCAACCACUACGUGAUCACGGACCGUGUUGACAGGUGGUCUCUAAAGAGAGGGGGCAGCUGGCUCAGCUUUGCCCCGCUGCCCCUACCCCUCGCCUGCCACCUCGCCGUGGGCCUGCAGGACCACCUGUAUGUGCUGGGUGGAUGGACACCGCAGAACCAGCCAGAUGAUGAGCCAGACAGGUUGAGUAAUCGCGUGUUUCAGUUCGACCAGGGUAAGGACCGGUGGAAGGAGUGUGCACGGAUGAAGUACUCCAGGUACCGCUGUGGCUCAGCCGUGCUCAACGGAGAGAUCUACGUGAUAGGUGGAAUAGGAUGUAAUGGGGAGGACCGUGGCCAGUCACGCCACUGCCUGAGCUCGGUGGAGAUUUACAACCCGAAAGCAGACGCCUGGAGGGAGGGCCCGACCCUGCCCAACUCCCUCCUCUCCCUCCGAACCAAUGCCUCCAAUGUGGGAGUAGUGGAGGGCAAACUGUACGUCUGUGGAUACUACCGGGUAGCAGGCCGUCAUGAGAUCAUCACAAAGGAGAUUCUGGAGCUGGACCCAGCAGACAAUGUGUGGACUGUGGUGGAGAGGCGAGCAGCAAUGUAUGACGGCUAUGACGUCUGUCUGGUGGCCACCCUCAACCCGCGGGACCUCAUCGCACCUUGA